UGCGUAUAUCAGUCCGCGUUUUAUAUUUUUAACCAGAUAGACGAAAGUGAUGGUAAUGAUUAAUUUAACUGAUAAGAGAUAACAGAAAAUAUGUACUUGUACGAAUCAGGUUAGCAUUCGAUAUAACGAUGGUGUAUCAAUAACAGGUAGAUGAAGUGCGUAAAACAAUAAUAGUGACUUGCUUGGAGUACAUCACGAAUUGUGAUCAUGAUUACGAUACACUGAAAUUUUAUAGGUUGACCAAAUAUGGGCGAAAAGAAGAAAGAUAGUCCUUUGGAUGCAAAGUUCACUGAGAAACAGCCCGGGGAACAAGUAACGAGUGUAACAUUUUCUCAAUUGUACAGGUACGCCACUGGCCUCGAUAAGUUUCUGCUGUUUUCUGGAGUAAUUUUCACACUGGUAGCUGGAGGAAUUCAAAGCUACACUCCCGUAUUAUUUGGCCAAAUUACAGGUAAUAUUAUAUCGUACGUCCAAAAUACACAGUAUAGCAACAUAUCAGACGAAAUAUGGCAGGCUGCCACAGACGAAUUCAUGGAUCAAGUCACAUCCUUCACAUAUCUUUACGUAGCUGUGGGAGUUGUCCUACUUUUGUGCAACUAUACAUGUACAGUUGCUUUCAACUAUUCCGCAACUCGACAGAUAUUGAAGAUACGUGAUCUCUACUUGAAAAAGGUAUUCAAUCAAGACAUUUCCUGGUAUGAUGUUCACCAAACUGGAGAUUUUUCUAGCAGAAUGACAGAGGAUUUGUACAAGCUUGAAGAUGGAAUAGGAGAGAAAGUACCAAUGUUCCUGAAUUUCAUAGCCAUCUUCAUUGGUUCUCUCGUGAUAGCACUUAUCAAAGGAUGGGAGCUUGCACUUAUCUGCCUGACAUCACUCCCUGUAUCAGUUAUUGUAUUCGGAUUAAUUGCUUGGUUAACAACUAAAUUGGCUCAAAAAGAGCUAGACGCAUACGGAGCUGCUGCAGCGAUCGCAGAAGAAGUUCUAUCAUCGAUAAAGACAGUGGUAGCAUUUAGCGGGCGACACAAAGAAAUGAUGAGGUAUAACAGCCAGCUGACGUUCGCUAGAAAGAACAAUAUCAAGAGAUCGAUGUUACAAGGCUUAGCAUGGGGAUCGCUUUGGCUCAUCAUCUACAGUAGCUACGCCUUGGCGUUCUGGUAUGGGGUCAAAUUGAUCUUGGAGGAGAAAGGAUCGCCCCAUCCUACGUAUACCAUUGAAAUUAUGAUAACUGUUUUCUUCAGUGUGAUGACUGGUUCAAUGAACUUUGGUAUGGCAUCCCCAUAUAUAGAAGCCUUCAGUAUUGCAAAAGCAGCUGGUGGAAAAGUAUUCUCAGUUAUUGACAACGAGCCAGUUAUAAAUUUGUCAAAGGAUAAAGGACAACAACUGGAAAAUCUGAAAGGCAACAUCACGUUCAAAAACGUGGAGUUUUAUUACCCUGCUAGAAAGGACGUAACGGUGCUGAAAGGUGUAGACUUAGAAAUAAACGCUGGAGACACUGUAGCACUGGUAGGAAGCUCUGGAUGUGGCAAAUCAACUGUUGUCCAACUCAUCCAACGUUUUUAUGACCCUACAGCUGGAGAGAUUACACUCGAUGGGCAAAAUUUGAAACAGUUGAAUCUUACUUGGCUAAGGAGGCAAAUUGGAUCUGUGGGUCAGGAACCAGUAUUAUUUGCUGCGACCAUACAAGAAAAUAUUAAGUAUGGAAAUCCUGGAGCGACUGAUCAAGACAUUAUUGAAGCUGCUAAAAAAGCCAAUGCUCAUGGGUUUAUAACGAAAUUGCCAAACGGAUAUAAUACGCUUGUUGGAGAAAGAGGUGCUCAACUUUCAGGAGGGCAAAAACAAAGGAUAGCUAUUGCAAGAGCUCUUAUAAGAAAUCCCUUGAUCUUACUAUUGGAUGAAGCUACGUCAGCACUCGAUAAUGCUAGUGAAGCUAAAGUACAGGCAGCCUUAGAUUCGGCAAGUCAGAAUUACACGACGAUAGUAGUUGCUCAUCGGCUGUCUACUAUCAGACAUGCCAACAAAAUUUUUGUAUUCUCCAAUGGAACAAUUGUAGAGCAAGGAACACACGAUGAAUUGAUGACCCUGAAAAAGGAAUACCAUACUCUUGUGAUGGCACAAGUAGCUGGAAAGGAAGAAGCUGAACUAGCGUCAACAGAUGACAAAACGUAUAGGAAACCAUCUGUUGAAGAAGAUGAAGAAUUAGGAGUAGAACGAGUUGACGAUUCCAAUGACAGUCUGGAAGAGAAGGAAAGCAUAUCUCUUUACAAAGUUCUGAUGAUGAAUGCAAAAGAAUGGCCCUAUAUCCUCAUUGGUGGUGUGAAUUCCAUCAUUUUCGGUUGUGCUAUGCCUUUGUUCGCUGUCAUCUUUGGAGACGUCAUUGGAGUGUUGGCCAAUCCUGACGAUGAUUACGUUAGAACAGAAACCAACAAAACAUGCCUUUAUUUCCUUAUAGCUGGAAUAGCGCUGGCAUUUAGUACAUUGAUCCAGCAUUAUUGCUUUGGAGUAGCUGGCGAAAGGAUGACAGAACGACUCCGCAGACAAAUGUUCAUGUCCAUGCUUAUUCAAGAAAUUGGUUUCUUCGACAGAAAAGAAAAUGGUGUUGGAGCAUUGUGUGCAAAACUGUCUUCAGAUGCGGCUAGUGUACAAGGGGCGACUGGUCAGCGUAUAGGUACCAUUGUAUCCAGCUUGGCCACAUUGGUAUUUGCAGUUGGACUAUCGGUGCACUACGAGUGGAGAUUGGGCUUAACAGCCUUGGCAUUUACGCCUUUGAUCCUUCUCGCUAUAUUCUUUGAAAGGCGGAAUGCCAGUGGUUUGAGCGACUCAAGGGAGACAUCUUUACAAAAAUCUACCCAGAUAGCUGUAGAGGGAGUGACCAACAUCCGUACAGUAGCAUCUCUGUGCCUAGAAAAUACCUUCCACCAGAUCUAUGUGUCAGAGUUACUUCCAUAUUAUCACAGAGCAGCCAGAACUAUCCACUGGCGUGGAUUUGUAUAUGGAAUGGCAAGGACUUUGAUGUACUUUGCAUAUGCCGCUUGCAUGUAUUACGGAGGCCAUUUGAUCACGAAAAAACUCCCUUACGAGAGAGUAUUCAAAGUAUCUCAAGCACUGAUCAUGGGUACCGUAUCCAUAGCAAAUUCUCUAGCAUUCACACCAAACUUCACAAAGGGUAUCAAAGCAGCAAAGAACGUCAAGCGAUUCUUGAACAGAGUACCUCUUAUACGAAAUCAACCAAACUGCAAAACACUGACAACGGUCGAUGGGAACGUCAAAUACACCGACGUUCACUUUUCUUAUCCAACUAGGCCUAAUGUUCAGGUACUUUGUGGACUAGAUCUGGAGGUUUUGCAAGGCAAAACCGUUGCAUUGGUAGGACAAAGCGGCUGUGGCAAAUCAACAGUCGUUCAACUGAUAGAAAGAUUCUACGAUCCCGAUUCUGGUGAAGUAUUCUUGGAUGAAGACGAUACAAAAACAAUAGAACUGCAUUCCUUGAGAUCGCAUCUAGGUAUUGUGUCACAAGAACCAAACCUGUUUAGUAAAACAAUACGAGAAAAUAUUGCUUACGGGGACAACUCAAGGGAAGUUCAACCAGAAGAGAUUAUCGAAGCGGCGAGAAAUGCUAAUAUACAUAACUUUAUCGUUGACCUGCCUUUGGGCUACGAGACAAAGUUAGGCGAAAAAGGCACACAGUUAUCGGGAGGUCAGAAACAGAGGAUAGCUAUAGCAAGAGCAUUGAUUAGGAACCCAAAGGUGUUGCUCCUGGACGAGGCGACAUCUGCUUUAGAUACCGAAAGCGAAAAAGUUGUUCAAGAAGCGCUGGAUAAAGCUAAAGUAGGAAGAACAUGCAUUACGAUAGCUCACCGUUUGAGUACUAUCCAGGAUGCGGAUAUGAUAUGUAUCAUCAAUAAAGGAAAAGUAGUAGAGAAGGGAACACACAAAGAACUGCUCCAAUUUAAAGGACUGUACUAUCGAUUACAUACACACACAAAUAGAUAAUGAUCUCCAUGACAAUAAGAACAAGCACAAAGUAUGUAUCUUUAUUGUUUUACACAUCAUAAGCAAUAAAUAUACUUUUACAUCAUCA
Messenger RNA from Acanthoscelides obtectus, 4078 nucleotides. NCBI's taxonomy places the organism in Eukaryota, Metazoa, Arthropoda, Insecta, Coleoptera, Chrysomelidae. The record is from the annotation of a GenBank genome assembly.